This is a messenger RNA of Branchiostoma floridae (Florida lancelet), 4093 nucleotides long. RefSeq names its product replication factor C subunit 1-like. Gene Ontology annotation, cellular component: nucleus; DNA replication factor C complex. NCBI's taxonomy places the organism in Eukaryota, Metazoa, Chordata, Leptocardii, Amphioxiformes, Branchiostomatidae. Gene Ontology annotation, biological process: DNA repair; DNA replication. Gene Ontology annotation, molecular function: DNA clamp loader activity; ATP hydrolysis activity; ATP binding. The record is from RefSeq and is a predicted model, not a curated record.
UAUCGCAUGAAUAGCCUGCAAAUAAAGUGCUGUAGUUACGGUAAAGUUUUAAGGUCAGGGGUGAAAGGUUGUGACCUUAUUUAUGGCGCGCAUUGCAGGCACGGGCAAGUUUCUUGGCAAGUAAUUUUUGGCGGUUUUGCAAUAAAAUACGGAUGGAAAACUGAGUCCUUAACAGAAUGGACAUUCGGCGCUUCUUUGGAGCAGCGCCUGGCGCCACAAAGACCAAACCUGUACAGAAGACGGCAUCUUCAGCAAAGGAAAAAGGUGGCGUGAAGAAGAGUAGUCAAACCAAGCGGAAAGCAGCAGUGAUUUACGACUCAGAUUCAGAUGAAGAAGUGCCGCCUGUCAAACAACAGAAAACUGCAGCAGCAAAAUCAGCAAAACCCAACAAAACAGAAGUAAAGUCACCCCCCAGUAGAAAGCAGUUUGACCCCAAACCAGUGUUAAAGCCAACCUCCGCUGCAGACUUCUUUGGCGCGGCGUCACCAACUCACAGAGUCAGUAGGACAACAGUGGUCGCCAAAAAGAGAAGUGGACAUGAUGCAGGCAAGGCAAAUGAUGUUGACUCAGAAGCUGACAAGGAGCUUCACGAUGACGAAGCGUUUAUGGAAACGCUGGCAGAACUUGACAAGAGUCGGAAGAAAUCAGCAACUAUGUCAAUUUCCCCUGACAACAAGAAGAAAGAAAACGGAACACAUGAGAAAAAACCAACCAAAACAAGAGUAGAUCAAACCAGUCCCAAGAAGACGAGAGAAAAAUCUCCGACCUCUAGCGCAAGCCCCAAGAAAGCCAGCCCUCAGAAGAGCAAGUACUUUGACAAGACUGAGGAUCAGAAGAUGAAGAAAAAAAUCAAACUAGAGUCACAGGAUAAGGAUGAAGCCAAACCAGAUCAACCAAAAAAAGCAAAGAAACCUUCACCAGUGAAGACCAAGACUGAGAAGACUCCUUCACCUAAGAAGUCGCCAGCGAAAGACUCCAACCAAGACGCUGAGAAGAAACCCGCGCGAGGAGCGUACAGAGCUUACUUAACCCGCGAAGGCCCGAGGGCGCUGGGGACUAAGGAGAUUCCACAGGGAGAAGAAAACUGCUUAGGAGGUUUGACCUUUGUGCUGACGGGAAUCCUGGAGUCGAUGGAACGUCACGAGGCCAAGGAACUGGUAGAGAGGUACGGAGGGAAAGUCACGUCUUCAGUCAGCAAGAGAACCAGUUACGUGGUGGUGGGGAGGGACGCUGGGGAGAGUAAACUGGACAAGGUUUCUCAGCUUGGUCUCAAAACCUUAGAUGAAGACGGGCUGUUGGAAUUAGUAAAGACCCUACCAGGGAAGCCGUAUGACCUUCCUCCUGAGGCAACAAGCAAGAGCAAAAAGUCUCCACCAAAGAAAAGUCCAAACAAGCCAGAGCCUGCAGCCACAACUAGGAAGCCAGUGGCCUCUAGUAGCCGUGUCGAAAGCCCGAAGAAGCCUGCUGCAAGUCUAACAACAACAGAUAGCCCGGAACCCAGCCUCCUGUGGGUGGAUAAGUACAAGCCUCAGACGACCAAGGCCAUCAUUGGUCAGCAGGGGGACCGCAGUAACGUGAAGAAACUGCUGAAGUGGCUACAGGCGUGGCCAAAGCAUCAUUCAGGAAGGCAAGUUAAGGAGGAUGGUUCUGGUUUCCGGGCGGCGCUACUGUCCGGACCCCCUGGGGUGGGGAAAACAACAGCGGCAACCCUCUGUUGUCAGGAGCUGGGUUUUACCUACAUUGAGCUCAACGCUAGCGACACCCGCAGCAAACGUAGCCUACAGGAGGAGGUUUCCGAGGCUCUCACCACACGGAGUAUCGUGGGCUUCCAGAAACAAGAGGACGCCGGUACCAUGCGUCAGGCAGUGAUUAUGGACGAGGUGGACGGCAUGGCAGGAAACGAGGACCGUGGCGGGAUCGCAGAGCUCAUCAACCUGAUCAAACACACGAAGGUGCCGAUCGUCUGCAUGUGCAACGACAGGUCACACCAGAAGAUGCGCUCGCUCGUCAACUACUGCUUCGACCUGCGGUUCCAGAGGCCGCGCGUGGAACAAAUUAGGGCUGCCAUGAUGAGUAUGGCCUUCAAGGAAGGACUGAAGAUUCCUCCCCCGGCUCUUAAUCAGAUCAUCGAGGCGACCAAUCACGACGUCCGACAGGUCAUCCACCAGCUGUACAUGUGGAGUGUGCAGGACAAGGCGCUGACCUUUGACCAGGCCAAGGAGGCCUCCAAACAGGCGCAGAAGGACAUCAAACAGGGUCCUUUUGAAGUGACCAGGAAGGUGUUCAGCUCAGGCGAGGACACAGCGAGGAUGACCAUCAUGGACAAGAGUGACCUGUUCUUCAAUGACUACAGCAUGAUGCCACUGUUUGUCCAGGAAAACUACCCAAACGUUCUGCCAAAUGCUGCCAGGAAUAAUAUGAAGAAGCAGUUGUCUCUACUCAGUCAAACUGCUGACAGCAUCUGUGAUGGAGACCUUGUAGACAAACUCAUCCGAAGUCGGCAGUCGUGGGGACUCCUACCAACUCAGGCCAUCUAUGCCUCUGUGCUGCCGGGUGAGUACAUGCGAGGUCACCUCAGCGGGAUGAUCAGCUUCCCCGGCUGGCUGGGACAGUUCUCCAAACAGAACCGACUGAGAAGACUCCUGCAGGAGCUACACAUGCACAUGCACCUCAGAACGUCUUGUACCAAGAAGAGCCUGCAGGAAGACUACCUCGAUCCACUUCGGAGGAGAAUUUUAAACCUCCUGGUCACACAGGAGACAGAGGGUGUGCCAGAAGCUGUGGAGCUCCUGUCAGCCUAUGACCUAAUGAGGGAAGACUAUGAUGGUAUGCUGGAGUUGACAGAGUUCAAGGGUCGUCCUAACCUCGCUGAGAAAGUCAAUAGUAAGGUAAAAUCAGCCUUCACACGUGCCUACAACAAGGAGGCCCACAUGCAGCCUUACUCCACAAGUGCUGCUCCCAAGAAAAAGCGAGGAGGGGCAGCAAACAGCAUGGACAUGGAGGAUGGUGGGGAGGGCCAAGGGGAAAAGUGACAGUGAGAAGGGGAAGGGGCGAGGCAAGGGGAGGGGGAAGAAGUCCUCUUGAGUCUCAUAAUGUACAGCAAGUACAAACUAUAGACAGCAUUAGAGUAAAGCUAACCUUCGUCAAGGCAGAAUAGCUCUUUGUGGCUGGUAACCCAUGCCCUAAGUGUUCAGCAGUAACCUGCAGCUGCAUUACAGAAGGAAGUUUCUUCAUCUGUAGUGUAAAAGGUUUAUUAUGACCUGUCCUCAAAUAUAUCUAACCAGAGAGUGGAUAUAUCAGAGAAAAGCAUUCUAUCAGAUACCAACUAGUUGAGCCUUGACCUAAAUGUACAAUGUUUUGAAAAGUCAUCUUGUGAUUACAGAGUUACAUGAUACUACACAAUGGACAAUAACACAACACACAUACACUGUACGUCAUGCUAUACUGUGUACUGUACAAGUCAAUACACCUUUCUCACGCGGCGGCCGUGAUAGAUCUAAAACGAGUUCAAUGAGGCAAACAAAAGACUGUCCAUCAUAAUUAGCAGUUCAACUAAUGAUGGCCUGGCAAUUAGGAAAACGACCAAUAAGAGAAUGGCUGCAUGUCCGUCAAAUAUUUGCAUUAUUAUGUUUUUAUUUUGCAUCUCUUAGGGACGAUGGGAUCAGUCUUCGCUACUCUAAAGUGCUACAUCUUUCGGUGCAUAGCACUAGUUAUAAUAUUUAUCAUUUGAUCUUAUAUUGUGAAAAUUUGUGUGGUUUGGGGGGAAACUAAAUGGGAGCUUAUUUCAGAAAUAAGUUUUGUCUGUUUGCCUCAUUGACCUCGUCUUCGAUCUAUCAUGGCUGCCGCGUGAGAAAGGUGUAUAGUGAAAUUUCAGGUAUGUUAUUGCUCAGCAGUAUGAAUGCAUGUAUAAAGUAUCAGCAGGUGCUUUAUAUCUGCAUAACAAAAAAAUGAGUAGUCUUUGCAAUUGUUACAAUCAUUAUGGUUCAUUUCAAUGUUCUGUCUCAGUACUACCAAGGAACUAUUGUACAGUUUCUACUUCCUUCAACUGUCCUCCAGACCUCCUCAUACUUGCAAUAAAAUCCUAUAUAAUGGG